GGAGCCCAGCCCUGCCUGCCUUCUCCCCUGCGCCAGCCUCAAGCCGGCACCCCUCCUGCCCUCCUCUCUCGGCCAGGUCUUAGGUAGCAGAGCUCCCGGUCCCUGCUCCGGCAGCCUCCUGCUCCCGGCCCACAGGCGAGGCGGGGAGUGGGGGGUGGGGGGUGAUGGGAGGGGCCGGCUCCACCCCCACUGCUCCUAACUAUCCCUUUCAGGCUCGGUUAUGAGGCCCCUGCUCUUCCUCCCCGUCCUCCUGUGGCUCCGGGCAAGCUCAGCAGAGGAUCACGAUGGCUGCAACCAGGUAGAAGUGCCCGCGGAAGGUGAUCGCGGAGGACAGCCCCUGCAGGUGAACGUCAGUAGUCAGCCUGCCAGCCUGGUCCUGAGCUGGGGGACACCCGUUCCUGCCGGGCUGGGUUAUGUCCUGGGUCUUACCCGCCUGGGCCCCUCUGCCCCCCUCGGGAGACUGCAGCUCCAGGCCGGCCCCAAUGCCAGUGGGUUCGAGUUUCAGGACCUGGUCCCCGGGAGCCAUUACCAGCUUGAGGUGACGGCGCUGCUCCCCUGUUCCCAGAAUUCCACCAUCAUCCUCACAGCUCAGACAACUCCUUCACCUGUCCACAACCUGAGGCUCAACACCUCUGGGAGCCCAGCCAGCCUAAAGGCCACUUGGGAUUCUGCUCCCGGAGAACAAGAUGGCUACCAGCUUCUGCUAUACCACUUGGAGUUCCAGACCCUGGCGCGGAAUAUCUCAGUGGCUCCAGGAACUCUCUCCUGCCAUUUUGACAGCCUCUUGCCAGGCACUGAAUAUGUCUUAUGGGUCACUACCUGGGCUGGUGACCUCCAUGCUAAGACCAGCAUCCGCCAGUGGACAACUCCAGUGCCCCCGGAACUUUUAGUGUUGUUUGCCACGGGUCCAAGUGCCCUUCAAGCUUCUUGGAGCAGGGCUGAAGGGGCAGCAUGGUUCCACCUGACCCUUUUGGACCUCUUGGACGGCACUAUCCUCACAGCUGUGGCCAAGAGGGGUACCACCAACCACACCUUCCUCACCCUCACCCCGGGCACUCCCUACCAGCUGUCACUCAAUGCUACCGCUGGCCUCUUGCAGAUUGGGGGACCCAAUGCCACCGAGUGGACCCAUCCCUCUGUCCCUUUUAACCUAACGCUGACUCUGUGGCCCCCUGGGCUCUCGGCGAGCUGGCAGGCAGGGGCAGGGCACCGGGAUGGCUACCUGUUGCGGCUGAGUGGACAGGCUGUGAGGAACGCUACCUUGGGACCUGAGGCUCUCAAUGCUACCUUCCCUGGCCCUCUUCCUGCUGGCCACUACACCCUGGAGCUUGUAGCCCUAGCUGGACCCCACGGCGCCUCAGCUCAGGCUGACGCUUGGCUGGAGGAUUCCCAGGCCAGGCCCCAGCCUGGGCUUCUCCAGCUGGCUGGACUGCGGGCGUCGAGGGAGCCGGGCCGGAGGGCCCUGCUGUACGCCGAUGGCUCCCCAGGCGUCAUCGCCAACGUUUCUGUGCUGCCCAAUGCCACCCACAUCACCUUCCGAGGGCUGGUGCCAGGGGCCCAAUACCGAGUCGAAGUUAUCUCCUCGGCGGGGGCCACCACUCAGAGCCUUGUUGGGUACACCUGGCCCUUGGCUCCCCAGUCCCUGGAAGUCACAAGCAGGGGCAGCACCUCCGACCUUCACGUCCGAUGGGUCUCUCCAGAAGGAAGGCAGGAUGGGUAUACGGUUUCCUGGCAGGAAGGAGGGAGCCAGAAGGCCCUAGGCUUCCUCAGUGUGGGCAGCAAGCACACUAAUUUGACUCUGAAGGGUCUCCCACCUGGUUCUUGCUUCAUCGUGUCAGCGUGGGCCUGGGCUGGGCCCCUGAAUUCUACAGCCCAGAAGGCACACGCUUGCACCUUUCCUGCCACCCCUGCCAACCUGAGCCUGGGAGGUGAGGGCCAGCCGUCCACCCUGACUGCACGCUGGAGCCCGCCUGCCGGGGCUUUGGAUGGCUACCGGCUACGGCUGUUCCGCCUGGCACCCCUCAGACUGAAGGCAGAGGCAGAAUUCUCUUCUGAGAUUCAGAGCUUCUCCUGGUCCCGGCUUCCAGCAGGCAUGGAAUUUGUGGUCCAGCUGGUCGCCCUGCGGGGGGGAGAUGAGAGCGCGGUUAUAAACGCCACGGCCUGGACAUACCCAGAGGCGCCGGCAAACCUGACUUUCCUCAGUGUGGGCGAUCCAGAGGCCCCGGCCCUGCUGGCAUCCUGGGAAGUGAGUGGAGCACAGAACUUGGAGCUCACUUUGUACCAGCUGCCGGUGGGCAGUGUCGCUCACCACGUUGUCCUCUCAGGCAAUCUCACCAGCUAUACCUUCUGGGGGCUGGACCCAGGCACAGCGUACACUCUGAGGGCUGGUGGCAGCGGGGGGCCUUACCAGGCCUGGGCCCCCAAUCUCACCUCAUGGACUCUUCCCUUGGCCCCAGCCAUGGUAAAUGUGACCAGCAAGGGCCCCACCAAGCUGUGGGUAUCCUGGGAACAGGCACCUGGCAGCCGCCAGGAUGGCUACCGAGUCACCCUUCACCAGGAAGGUACUACUGUGGGCGCCAGAGCCGUCGGACCCGAGGUCAACAAUAUCAGCUUUUCCAGUCUGACUCCGGGCACCAAGUACUGGGUGGAGAUUGUCUCCUUAGCCGGGCCCCACUAUUCUGCGGCAGCCAACGUCACUGGCUGGACCCCUCCACUGCUGCCCAAGGAGAUCUCAGUGACCAUGCAAGGGGACAGCGCCAUGGUGGCUUUGGCAUGGAGUGCUGCCCUAAAAGGGCAGGGGGAAUGCCAUGUCCAGCUCUUAGAGUCUGAACAGAUAUUCCACAGGCAGCCUGUGUCCUUGGGCCAAGCCCGCCUCAUCCUCCGGGGCCUGAUCCCUGGGCAUACCUUCCUCCUCUCUGUGCUGUGCCAAGCUGGACCUCUCCAAGCGUCCACCGCUCCAAUAGCACUGCUUGUCGAACCCAGGCCAGUGGAAGACGUGCAGUGCCAACCUGAGGCUACCCGCCUGUCCCUGAACUGGACGGUCCCUGCGGGAGAAGUGGACACCUGCCUGGUGGUGGCGGAGCAGCUGAGGACCGGAAGCAAAGUCCAACCCAUUUUCAGGGGCAACACUUCCCAGAGCGCCCUCCAGCUCUCUGGCUUGACACCUGCCACUUCCUACCGCCUUAGUCUCACCUUGCUGGGGAGAAAUGGGCUCUGGAGUCAGCCAGUUACUUUGCUGUGUACCACCUCUCCCGAAGCCUGGCGCCCCCCAGAGAUGGCAGCCGCCCCUCAUUUGGAGCAGGAAGCAGGUGCUGGUGUGGUGAUUACACGUGACAUGUUUGGGGAGGACAAUGGACAGAUCCAAUGGUAUGGUGUUAUUGCCACCACCAAUGCCUCAUUGGUCCAGCCCUCCCAGGAAGCCAUCUUGCACACAUGGUAUGACCAUUACUACCGAGGACUUGACUCCUAUUUGGCUGUCUUGCUGCCUUCCCCCUUCCGCCCAGGCCCAUGGGCAAUGCCCCGCUCUUGGACAGUGCCUGUGGGCAUUGAGGAUUGUGGCCAGACCCAGCAGACCUGUAAUGGGAAGCUCAAACCUGAUGUCCAGUAUAGGUUCAGUGUCGCAGCCUUUGCUAGUUCUGACCCAGUCAAUCCUAUGGUCUCCUUUACAGCCUUCUCAGAGCCUCGGACCAACGUCUCGGGGGCAUCGAUGCCCCUUCUGGUGGCUUCGGGCAUUAUAUCAGGUUGCCUCUUUACCCUGUGUGCCGUCCUGGGCCUGUUGUGCUGCAGACGGGUGUGGGUUGAAAGGACAGAAAAGAAAUUCUGUGAAGAGAUGACAUCCUACAGCUUACGGAACAUCCGCCGUCCAAUUCUUAUACAGAACUUCCAACAGAGCUAUGAGGAUAAGAUAGCCAAUUCCCACCAUGCUUUCUUCCAGGAGUUUGAGGAACUAAAGGAAGUUGGCAAGGAGCAGCCCAAACUGGAGGCAGAGCAUCCCGCCAAUGCCAUCAAGAAUCGCUACCCACACGUGUUACCCUAUGAUCAUUCUCGAGUGAGACUGACUCCGCUGGACGAUGAGCCCCAUUCGGACUACAUCAAUGCCAACUUCAUCCCAGGCUACAGCCGGUCACAAGAGUUCAUUGCCACUCAGGGUCCGAUGAAGAAGACCCUGAAAGAUUUCUGGAGGCUGGUCUGGGAGCAGCAGGUUCACACAAUUGUCAUGUUGACCGUGGGCAUGGAGAAUGGGAGGGUGUUAUGUGAGCAUUACUGGCCUUUAGAUUCCACCCCGGUCACCUAUGGUGAAAUCACCAUUCGCCUCUUGGUAGAGGAUAAAGAAGAAGACUGGACAAGAAGGGAAUUCCAGGUGCUACACGGCCCCCAGAACCAGGAACGCUGGGUCCAGCAGCUACAGUUCACAGCUUGGCCAGACCACGGUGUCCCUGAGGCCCCCAGUUCCUUGGUGGCCUUUGCAGAGUUGGUACAGGAGCGAGUACAGGCCGCCCCCAGCAUAUCUCCCACCUUGGUGCACUGCAGUGCUGGUGUGGGCCGAACUGGCACCUUUGUGGCCCUGGUUCGGCUCCUACAAGAGCUACAAGAGGAACAGGUGGUGGAUGUGUUCUACACAGUGUAUGCCCUGCGGCUGUACCGGCCCCUCAUGAUCCAGACCCCGACCCAGUACAUAUUUCUGCACAGCUGUUUGCUGGACAAGAUUCUGGAGGAGCCAGCUGAGUCCCUUGUCUCCCAGCCUAUCCUUGUGAAGAACUUCUCCCAGCAUCACGCCAAGAGAUUGGCCCACUCCAAUGCUGGCUUCCUCAAGGAAUAUGAACUCCUUCUGGAGGCCAUCAAGGACCGGGAUAAUUCUUCCCUACACCAGCUGGGCAGUGCCAUCUCCCAGCUCCUGCCCUAUGAGCGCUGGAAAGUGAAGUUUUCUCCUGCGGAGCAGAGUCCCGUCCACUCUGUUCAGGCCUGGCUUUUUCCAGGGGGGCCCUCUGGCCGAGACCAGGUGGCAUUGGCAGGUCCUGUAAAGGCGGAAGAGUUCUGGCAGCUGGUGUGGGAGUAUGAAGCCUGUGUGGUAGUCUCCUUGUGCCCACUGGACACUCAGAAUGAGGGAUGGUGGCCGGUGUUGGAGCAGCCCAUCUGUACCAAGUCGCUGGCUGUCCACUGGGUAGCCGAGAGUGAAGCGGCAGGAUGGUCUUGCCUUCAUUUGAAUAUCACGCAUGAGAAGGAAGAGAAGGAGCUCCCGGUGGAUCUGCUACGAUUCCCAUGCUGGGAAUGUGGGCAGGAGCCUCCGGCCCAGACCCUGUUACCCUUCCUGAGCGCCGUGGGCCAGUGCUGCUCACAGGCUGGGGGCAAGAAGCCAGCCACGCUGCUGGUAUACGCCAGCUCAGGAAUGGUCCAGCUGGGGAUGCUCUUGGCCAUGGAGCGGCUCCUGGAGCAGGCAGGAUCCCAGUGCUCAGUGGACGUGUUUGGGGUGGUCCUGCAGUUGGCGCGGGCCUGUGGCUCCAUGACGCCGACGCUGGAUCAGUACAUUUACCUCUAUGGUUGUGUGGGCAGUGCCCUGACCCGUGAGCUAGCCUAAGGGAAGGGGGACAGCUGCCCAGGAGUCGGAGAGUCUCGGAGCCCCUCUGCUUUGGAUUCAGAUUGGACUUGGCGUGGCCAAGGUGGUAGAGUUUCAGGAAGCUGGCCUGGUUCCCCCCGAUGUCCAUCCCCCAAACUAGGAAAUUGUUGUGGGCUUCUGAAAAUAAACAUAGAUAAUCCAAAAUGAAGGCUGUGCGGAUUCUGUCAUCUCCUUUUCUCCUCCCCUCUCAGCUCCUGCUGGGGCUGGAAAAAGGGUCAGAGCCAGGGACUGGUCCAGUGAAGAGAAUAGGAAAGGUCCCUUAUGCUUCAUUCAUAUUUCAAAGUGAAGGGGAAAAGGAGGGAGCUGCUAGGGGCUGGGGAAAUCAGAUUCCAAAUGGAGUUGCUAAAAGUAAGAAUUAGUGGCUACUUGAAGGUGUAUAGCAAUAACAAAAAAUAAUAUGGCCUUCUAUGAGACAAGUAUUAUUUAAUAUUUAAAUAGUCAAAUUUCAAAGCUAUGUG
This is a messenger RNA of Sarcophilus harrisii (Tasmanian devil), 6072 nucleotides long. RefSeq names its product receptor-type tyrosine-protein phosphatase V-like. Gene Ontology annotation, molecular function: protein tyrosine phosphatase activity; cadherin binding. Lineage: Eukaryota; Metazoa; Chordata; Mammalia; Dasyuromorphia; Dasyuridae. The record is from RefSeq and is a predicted model, not a curated record. Bases 221 to 5575 code for a protein of 1784 amino acids. Gene Ontology annotation, biological process: angiogenesis; protein dephosphorylation. The transcript has 34 exons.